This is a messenger RNA of Penicillium oxalicum, 3954 nucleotides long. RefSeq names its product inositol polyphosphate kinase KCS1. NCBI's taxonomy places the organism in Eukaryota, Fungi, Ascomycota, Eurotiomycetes, Eurotiales, Aspergillaceae. The record is from RefSeq and is a predicted model, not a curated record. Gene Ontology annotation, biological process: phosphatidylinositol phosphate biosynthetic process; inositol phosphate biosynthetic process. Gene Ontology annotation, cellular component: cytoplasm; nucleus. Gene Ontology annotation, molecular function: inositol hexakisphosphate kinase activity. The coding region runs from base 1 to 3954 and encodes 1317 amino acids. The transcript has 2 exons.
AUGAUUGCUCAACGUGGACCGAGCGAGAAUGGCCAAACUCACGUCACCACUCUGCCGCGCAGGGCCAACACUCAUGCCAGGGGGCUCAACAAACGCAAUCUCCGUCGCGCGCAGAAUCCCCCACAAUCACCCAGCAAUGGGCUCAGCCCACUCCUGCGACGGCCCUCAAAAGGACAUCAUCAAUCCCGUUGGAGAAAUUCCCCCGCCCAGACAAAUCUGCAAAUUACUCCCCUCAACUAUCCGAACGAGACAGCAUCUUCGCGACGCACUACCUCCCCUCGGAUAGCGCCGCCACUACCCCACACAUCCCCCGAGGUCCCGGCGGACAAUGGCCAGGUCAACGCAAUCCCUGGUCUAGAUGAUACACCCGAGUCGCUUGGCCCUUCUACCCAGGUCUCUCCCCACUGUGUUCGUGUCACCCCUUCCCACAUGGAAGUGGACGUUCGCCGACACUUCCCAUUGCGCUCCGCUUCUCUGUACUCCACAACGAAUGCUGGUGGUCUGUCUCGACUGCGUUCAUCCAUCCUGUACGGAGCGAAGGGGCCGGCAAGCGAGACGCAGACCGCUCUUCGCUCCCGGUUGAAAAGCUCCGCGGACGCAUCGACCAAGGAUCCUCAGGCUUCUCGAACCGGCCCGUCGGAGCGCAAUCUUCUCCCCUCUGCGUUGGAUCAUGGCUCUCAGCCACUAUCAUCCUUGACGCCCUCUGGAGCCGGGCAGGCCUGGUCCGGGGCGAGACCAGAGCCAAACCCUGACACUUCCUCACGAACAGAAGCUGCCCGGGGCAUACCGCUAGAACAGAGCUCGAGCAGAGGUCGUCGAGGUCGGGUGGACAAUUCAAUCGAGGCAGACCUCAGCAACGUGGAGCCGGCUUCUCACGUGCGAAGCCGCAAGUCUAGUCAUUUUCUCGGCUUGUUCAAGGAAAACACCACCUCGCCAGACCGCAAGCGAAGAGAAGAUCGAGCUCAUCCACACGAUGAGCUGCCGGGUCAGCCUGCUCACGCAAUGGAACCAGAGCACUCGAAUCUGCGUGUGGCGGCAACGGAGGCGGAUGGGGAAGACAGCCUGCUUCGAAAAAGCAUCUCCCUCCCGUCGCUCUCAGAUGGUCACAGGUUUGAUAUCGAACCGCAGAUGGACAGCACCCACCAGCGGGCCGAACGGCACGACGAGGAGCCGCAAAAGCGCCAGCCAUUGGCCUUGCCGCGCAGCCUCUUGGAGGAAAUUCGAAAUUUCCACCUCACUCCCGGUGGAGGACGCGGAUCUUCUUUCUCUAAGAGCAUUCCCACACAGUAUGCUGAACGAGGCCGCGAUUACUUUCAGCAAGAGCCUCACGUGGAUCGGUAUUCCGAGUCCCUCAGCUCGGUCGAAGAGGCAGAGCGUCUGCCAUCAGAGCGCUUUGAGGAGGACGAAGAUGAAGAAAAGGAGCAGAUUUCGUCUGCCGUCUACUUUCCCCACGAGCGGGUAGCGGUGUCUCAAGAGGGAGACGGCGAAAACCCCAUCCUCACCGAUUCGGAAGCGACCCAGCCUCUCCAGAUUUCCGCGGCGGAGCAAGGCCAUGAGUUGAUGUUGGUCCCCCAAGAGCCAGACGCUUCUUCAGAGCAGGAGGGUGGUCACGUGGACAUCUCCUUCCGCUCCAGGACCGAGAACAAGACGCUCUACGGAGAACUCGGAAACAUUCGGCACCCACCCGAGAGUGUGCCGGAAAAGCCGUUGACGGCAAUUUCGGAGCGCAGUUAUGAUUCCACCUGUGAAUCGGAGAUAGCGUCAGCGGACGAAAGUGGGCUCUCCGUGCACGACGAGUCAAGUCUGACCGACGACCCAGAGAUAACCCCGACGGCCACCCCCACUCAACGCUCUCGAUUCCCACCCAAGCCCAAGCCAAAGCGCAAGGCCGCUGCCCCGCUUGGAGCGGUCGAAUUGAAGCCCUAUCGACACCAAGUUGGCGGCCAUACCACGGUGUUUCGCUUCUCGAGGCGCGCAGUGUGCAAACAGCUCAACAAUAGAGAGAAUGAAUUCUACGAAAGAAUUGAGAGGAGGCAUCCUGACAUGCUUGUGUUCCUUCCUAGAUACAUUGGCGUCCUGAACGUCACUUUCUCAAAGACUUCCAAGCGCUCAAAAAAUGCGGCCGACCAAACGGCCCAAGAAGCAGCUGAAGGUCAUCAACCGAAUGGGGCUUCAGUCUCCCACACCCCAUCAAUUCAGACCCCGGAGCCUCAGCGAAUUGUGAGCCAGAGUCAGGUGACCGGCGUGAUUCCCAAAGUGAUUCUAGAGAAUAACAGGCAUAUCAUUCCGGCCGACCUUUUCUCUCGCGGCCAUCGCCCACGACUGUUGGAUGACACCAUGCUGGGGCGCCCUCGCUCCGCGGACGGACUGGGAAAGCUCUCCACCGAGUCUGAUCCGUCCCUGAGAAAACGAAACAAAAUUUGGGGCGCCACGACGGUCAAUCGAAAACUCCAAGAGCAAGUUUUGCGGGAAGUUUUCAGCCCACCAGCAAUUCAUCAUCACCGCCGUCAUCCUCGCGGGCACUUGCAAUUGCCGCGAACCUCCUCCGACAUUGUGCGUCGGCGUGGCAAUCUGUCCGAGGACCACACCGCGAGCAGCCGUACGUCUCCAUUGGCCCUGAAGCAAGACUCGCCCGUGGCUGUGAAGAAAACUGUACCCCAAGCUGCCGAAGGACAAACCUUGUCUUCUUCAGCUUCGACAGCCUUGGAUGAGAAUCGCAAUCGUCUCGAAAAGGUGAAAACGCAGGACGAGCCAACCCGGUCGAGCUCACUGAGCCGUGGUCAGCAAAAGCGCCGCCGGCACUCUGGAGGUGGUCUUCAACGCCGAGGCAGCAUUAAUUCGCAGAAUCCCGAGCUGGUGUUCUUUGAUGACGAAGGAUACGGGGGUGAUAAAGAAGAUGAAAUUUUCUCCAUGGAUAGCGACGGGCCCGCCGCCGUGACUGACUCCGUCUUAUUCAAGCCAUCCUCGUCUCCUUCCUCGGUGAGCACUUCUCUGUCCAACCAUGGACCAGGAAAUGAUCAGAACGACGCAGCUUUGGAGACGCCCAAGCAAACGUCGACAAAGGAAGAAACUGAAGAUGUAAGCACUCUUUUACCGAGCAAUCCCAAAGAAGCGCAGCUCAGCAAGGAUGAACGUGUUCAAUUCUUCCUACUCUUGGAGGACCUGACCGCCGGUAUGAAUCGACCCUGCGUCUUGGAUCUGAAAAUGGGCACUCGGCAAUACGGGAUUGAGGCCACUGAAAAGAAGAAGAAGUCGCAGCGGCGAAAGUGUCAGUCUACAACCUCACAGCAGCUCGGUGUCCGUCUGUGCGGAAUGCAAGCCUGGAAUGUCAAGAAACAAGAGUACAUCUUCGAGGACAAAUACUUCGGCCGCGACUUGAAGUCUGGCCGAGAAUUUCAGGAUGCAUUGACCAGAUUUCUCUUCGAUGGGGUGAGCUACGCCAGUGUAGCAAAGAAAAUCCCCAUCAUCUUGGAAAAGCUCUCUUUGUUGGAACACAUGAUUCGAAAACUGGAUCGAUAUCGUCUCUACGCGAGUAGCCUUCUGAUUCUAUACGAUGGCGAGCAAAGCUCCCCUCCACCACCCACGCCCGGGCUCCCAGGCGAGGCUCCGCCUCUUCACCGUCGGGCCUCUGACGAUGGCCAUAACAACGUUGAUGUACAGCUCAAGAUUGUGGAUUUUGCCAACUGCGUGACCGGCGAGGAUGAAUUGCCACCAGAUACGCCGUGCCCACCUCAUCACCCCAAUGACAUUGAUCGAGGGUAUUUGCGGGGUCUGCGGACUCUCAAAAUGUAUUUCCAAAGAAUCAUGAGAGAGGUGACCCAAGAUGAAUUCGUGGAGCGAGGUGAAGGCGAAGCCGUCGCUCUCGGUUCGCGGCCUGUUGCCCGCGAUGCCUCUUCUGAUCAAUUCUGGGAUGAGACCGUGGUUGAGACUGACGUCGGUGAAGUCAGCUUCUGA